AUGACGUUGCUAUUGGUACCAAAUGCAUUUAGCGAGUCUAGGCGCAUUGCAUGCAUUUAUUUAUUGAAGUUGUAUCAUAUUUGGAAUGAUGAAAUUGUGCUUUACCUAUUGGGUCCUAGUGAGCUGCACUUUGAUCCCGAGAUAGAAAAGACAGCUCGUGCUAAUCAGAAGGCAGCAAGGGAAGCUCUAGCUUCAAGAGACAAAGCUACAUCAAGUGGUGAUCAAGACUGUCCACCACAGAAUUUUGUUGAUAUGGAUUACGAACAAUACCCACCGGUCGAUGUCCAACCACCUCCUCCACCACGAAGACGUACCUUAGGUGAUUACGGAAGAAGGGACAAUGAUGCAUUGGCAAACCAAGGCUUCCAGCUAGCCAAUCCAGUAUCAUUUGACAUCAAGAACACGGUGUUGUUCGCAUUGAAGGAGAAUCCAUACUCCGGUUCAGAAUCGCAGUGUCCGAACUUGCACUUAUCUCACUUCUACGAGGCGUGUGACUACACGGAUCCUCCAGGGGUAAGUGAGUCCGACAAGAGGUUACGGUUGUUUAAGCAUUCUCUGUCCGGAAGAGCCAAAGAUUGGUUAGAUACGAUCCCAGCUGGUACAAUAGAAACUUGGAGGCAACUCGAGAGGAAAUUCCUUGACCGUUACUUUCCAAUUCAUAAAUUUAUGGAAAGGACAGCGGAGAUAAGCAAUUUCGAACAAGCGGAUGGUGAAACAUUAUAUGAUGCUUGGGAAAGAUUCAAGGUGUGCCUCAAGAGGUGUCCAAACCAUGGGUUCGAUGGACAUAACCAAAUGCAGAUGUUUACGCAAGGUCUUAGAGCUCAAACCCGCAUGAUCUUAGAUGCAUCAGCUGGAGGUUCUUUGAAAAACAGAGAUGAAGCCGAAGCGAGAGAGCUGGUGGAGAGUAUAGCACAAAAUGAGUACCGUGCAACCAAUGAUAGAGGAGCAAAGAAGAGAGGAGGAGUGUUAGAGCUUGACACACAAACUGCACUCUUGGCCCAACAAAAACUGAUGACAAGUCAAAUGGAGGCCAUGAUGAAAUUUCUGUCCAAUCCUCAAGCUCAAGCUUCUUUGGUAGGUAAAGUUGACAAUGUGAGAUGUGAUUUUUGUUUGCAAGACCAUCCCAAUGGCGGCUGUUUUCCGGAAGGUUCAGAGGAAGCCAAGUACUUGGCUAACUUCCGGAAACCAUAUCCCAACAAUAACAACGGUUCCGGAUGGGGAAACAUGCAAGCUCAAGGAUCUGCUCAACAACAACAAAGACCUCCCUCAAGAAUGGAGAAGACAUUAAAUCAAUUUAUGAUGAUGACUCAAAUCAAUUUUGAAGGUAUGAAGUCAAGCCAAGAAACCUCCAACAAAAACCAUGAAGCAUCAAUCAAGAAUCUUGAGGUACAAAUGGGCCAACUUUCAAGGCAGUUCUCUAUGUUGCAAAACCAAGGAGGGUUUGGUGGAAACACUCAAGACAACCUAAAGAAUGAAACGUGCAACGGAAUUACCUUGAGGAGCCGCGAAGUUCCGGAAAGACAAGUUGUUGAAAAGCCUAGUAGGAAGAAGGUGAAUGAGGGAGGUGUUGAAAAAGAGAUAGAUGAUGAUGUAGUUGAAAAAAUGAGAAAAGAGGGAGAAGUUGAAAAUGAAAAUUUGCCUAGGAAAGUAGAGUUACCCCAAAAGAAGAAAGAUCUGGGAAGCUUCACUAUACCAUGCUCCAUUGGUAAUCUAACCAUCGAAGAUACCAGAGCGGUUGCUAAGCCAAUUGUGCAUCCGAAGGGGAUUCUACAUGAUGUGCUUGUAAGAGUGGCUGGUUUUGUGUUCCCGGCAGAUUUUGUGGUGCUUGAUAUAGAAGAAACUAGUGAUUGGGAACCAUUACUUCUUGGAAGACCAUUCUUGGCUACAAGUCGAGCCCUAAUUGAUGUGGAGUUGGGUGAACUUAUGUUGAGAACCGAGGACCAACAAAUUGUUUUCAAUGUCCUCGAAACUAUGAAGUGUUAUGAUGGAGACCCAUAA
This is a messenger RNA of Trifolium pratense (red clover), 1998 nucleotides long. RefSeq lists its product as uncharacterized. Bases 1 to 1998 code for a protein of 665 amino acids. Lineage: Eukaryota; Viridiplantae; Streptophyta; Magnoliopsida; Fabales; Fabaceae. The transcript is spliced from 4 exons. The record is from RefSeq and is a predicted model, not a curated record.